AUGGACAAGAGUAUAAGUGCAUCAGAAAUAGCAAAAUCGGGUCGUUUCUGGGCAUAUCAGAGGUUCGUGUUCAAGGCGAAACAAAGGAGUUCGUGGUGUUCCAACUCACUGCUGAGAAAGUGGGAAGAUCAUCGCUUCCAGUGGGUUGAUGAAGCUUUAGCUGAAGAGAUAUCUUUGGUUGAAGAAAGACAACGAGAAGUAGAUGAAGCUUUAGCUAAAGAGAUUUGUUUGGUUGAAGAAAGACAAAUAGCAGUUGAAGAAGAAUUAGUAGAUAUGAGGAAGACUGAGAAAAGUGAAAAUGAUGUGGCUUUGCAGAACAAUGGGUGUCUAAGUGUCUUUGGAUGGCUUUGUUGUAAACUUUGGUAA
Molecule: messenger RNA, 366 nt
Organism: Eruca vesicaria subsp. sativa (arugula)
Lineage: Eukaryota; Viridiplantae; Streptophyta; Magnoliopsida; Brassicales; Brassicaceae
Source: the annotation of a GenBank genome assembly